AUGAAAUACUUUUUGCUGAUAUUUUCCACAUUAUCUGCUAUUAUUGUAUUUGAAACAUCGUCUCUUAAAAUACCGGCAUUAGAAAAAUUACACCGAUUCUUAACGAAAGAAGAAUUAAGAGGUAUAUUUAAUGUGGAUAGAUACGACGAUGUUCCAGAUUACGAAGUUGUUUAUGUUGGAACAAAAAACAUAAGCAAACGACAAGGACGCCAUAUUGGAAACGAUGAUAGCGCCGGCUUCCGAUUAAAAGGAGACAAUCUAAAUUUGAAUUUAGAAGAAAAUAGAAAUUUAAUAUCUCCAUCGCUAAAUAUUGUGGAAGUUUCAUCUGAUGGAGAAAAAACUUCAAACUUUUCAGGAAAAAAUUGCCAUUAUAUAGCAUAUAAUAAUGAUGCCGCAGCAGCUGUUAGCAACUGUGCAGAAAAUGCACAAGGAGAAAUGACAGGAAUGUUAAUUCUCCCCGAUAAGAUAGUUUCUUUAAAACCUUUACCAAGACAUUUGCGUUUAAAAUUAGGACAUUUACUUCGUCAAAAUAAUGAAAUUAAUUUCGAUGAUAUACCUCAUUUUAUUCAUCAAAAUUCUGAAUAUUCUGAAAUGAAAAGGAAAGUUUCAGAGAUGUGGGAUGAUGAAGUAAUUUUGCCGAAUCUAAAACCUUUCGAUAGCAAAAAAUGUGAUGAAGUAACAAAUACAAAAGGGAGAAGAUCCAGUAAUGAAUUAUAUUUAGAAUUAGCGGUGUUUUUCGAUCAGGCAGCGUACAAAAGACUCAUGCCAGUCGUGAAAAACGAUGACAAAAAUAUGCGCGAUAUGUUAUUGGGAUUCGUAAAUCAGAUUCAAGCGUUGUAUUACCAAAAGGCCUUACAAAGAAAACUUCACAUUACUUUAGUACAUCUCGAAAUUCAAAAAAAGCAACCUAGUGAUCUACCUCAUCAUGAUGGUGAGAAAGAUGCUUUAUUAACAUCAUUUUGCAAGUAUCAGUCUAAGAAAAAUCCAUCUUCUGAUGAUGAUCCUGGUCAUUGGGAUAUGGCACUUUAUCUCUCAGGUCUGAAUUUUUUUGGAAUGGAUAAAGGGAAAAAGAACGGAAUUACAAUGGGCCUCGCCCCUGUGGGUGGAGUGUGCAUGAAGGCUCACUCAUGCGUUAUAUCAGAAUUUGGCGCUGUAAAUGAUAUAGGACGACCAUAUCCUUCAGCUGGACUCAUGUCUACUUAUGUAGCAGCUCAUGAAAUGGCUCAUAAUUUGGGUAUGUAUCACGAUGGACCACCUCUAAACAAGGAUUGCGCUUCAAAUGGCUUUAUAAUGUCACCAAGUCGAGGAAGUAGGGGAGAAACAGUUUGGUCCUCUUGCAGUUCUAAAGUGUUGAAGAAUUUAAAAAAAGACUGUCUAGUUGAUAAGCAGGAUUCUAAUGAAAACGAUCAUAAAAAAUAUAAUAUGAUACCUGGACAAAUUUGGGAUGCUUACGAUCAAUGCCGUGUUUUCCUGAAGGAUGAAGAAGCUAUUCUGUAUAAUGAUACUGUAUUGGAUUCAGUUUGUGAACAGACCCUUUGCAAGAGUCCUAACAGGAUUGGAUAUUAUUCGGCAGGACCCGCACUUGAUGGCACGUUUUGCGGAAGUAAAAACUGGUGCAAAGAUGGAAAAUGUGUGCCGUGGGGUGACAAAAAAGUAGAAGUUGUUUCCGGUGGAUGGAGUGCUUGGGAGAAAGGAAAAUGUGAAUCUGGUUGCAUUACAAAGUCAAAAGGGGCUCAAAAGAAUAGAAGAAGAUGCGAUAACCCGAAGCCGAAAAAUACAGAGGAUGUUUGUCAUGGAGAUACUACUACUGUAAAAUUGUGUGACGAUUCUUCAAUAUGUAAAAGUCGUGUAGACGUUGUAAAAUAUGCUACCGAGAGAUGUGAACAAUUUUCCAAGUAUGUUCCCGACGUCGUUGCUGAAGGAACUCAGGUUCCUCACGAGGAAGGAGACAGAAGCUGGCAAUCCUGCGCUGUAUUUUGCAAAACUAAGACUGGUUCGUGGUACACACCGCGUCAUGAACUGAACGAUAUGGACGUGGAUACUUAUUUCCCAGAUGGAACAUGGUGUCAUAAUGAUGGCAAGAGAGAUUAUUAUUGUCAAUCGAGGUUGUGCCAAUCAGCAGCAAAGGCAAGAAAUCAAGGAGGAAAAUCGUUAAGGCCGGAAGUUACAAUAGAUAUUCUUAAUAAUGCCAGACCUAAACAAGCUGAUGUAGAUAAGAAAUUAAAGGAAUAUUUCGAGUAUAAGAAAUCUUCAAAUAGACCAAAACCAAAGUCUGGUGAUUUUGAAAAACCCAACGAAGAAGAUUACGUCAUUGACUCCAUUUCCUCCAAUGUAUAA
Molecule: messenger RNA, 2337 nt
Organism: Centruroides sculpturatus (bark scorpion)
Lineage: Eukaryota; Metazoa; Arthropoda; Arachnida; Scorpiones; Buthidae
Product: A disintegrin and metalloproteinase with thrombospondin motifs adt-1-like
Exons: 16
Coding region: 1-2337 (778 amino acids)
Biological process (GO): proteolysis; extracellular matrix organization
Cellular component (GO): extracellular matrix
Molecular function (GO): metalloendopeptidase activity
Source: RefSeq, a predicted model, not a curated record